This is a messenger RNA of Cannabis sativa, 1197 nucleotides long. Its product is annotated as vesicle-associated protein 1-3. The transcript is spliced from 8 exons. NCBI's taxonomy places the organism in Eukaryota, Viridiplantae, Streptophyta, Magnoliopsida, Rosales, Cannabaceae. Gene Ontology annotation, biological process: endoplasmic reticulum membrane organization. The coding region runs from base 214 to 930 and encodes 238 amino acids. Gene Ontology annotation, cellular component: endoplasmic reticulum membrane; plasma membrane. The record is from RefSeq and is a predicted model, not a curated record.
AGCCUUUUUCUUUAGACAAAAAAAAAAAAAGAAGAGAAAAGCAUUAAAGAAGGUUGGUCCUAACUCAUAACGCCAACUACCCAAAAUAAGCAGCCACCGACCCAUUCGGAACUUCGAAUCAAUUCGAUGUCGCAUACGGCCACAACCGUCGUCGAGUUCGGAUCCUUCUAACACUUCGCAUUUCGAUCAGAGUAGUUUCAUUGGGUCGUAGUUAUGAGUACUGGAGAUCUUCUCAAUGUCCACCCUUCGGAGCUCAGAUUCCCUUUUGAAUUGAAGAAGCAGAGCUCAUGUUCUAUGCAGUUGAUCAACAAGACAGAUAAGCAUGUGGCUUUCAAGGUUAAAACAACCAAUCCUAAGAAAUACUGUGUUCGACCCAAUGCUGGAAUCGUUUUGCCUGGUGAUUCAUGCAAUGUAACUGUGACAAUGCAAGCCCAAAAAGAGGCUCCUCUAGAUAUGCAGUGUAAGGACAAAUUUCUCCUUCAAAGUGUUUAUGCACCAGAAGCUGCAACAGCGAAGGACAUAACUUCGGAACUGUUUAACAAGGAGAAUGGGAAAGUUGUGGAGGAGUUCAAGUUGCGCGUGGUUUACAUUCCUGCAAAUCCUCCGUCUCCUGUUCCUGAAGAAUCAGAUGAAGAGUCUCCUCCCAGUGCUCUUGCAACACAAAAUGGGAGGCAAAGAUCAUCAUCGUUUGAUGCCGUAUCGAAAUCUCUUGAGUUGCCCAAACAGAAAUCAUCAGAGGCAUGGUUGAUGAUCUCUAGGUUGACUGAGGAGAAAGCUUCUGCUUUGCAAGAGAAUCAGCGGCUCCAUCAAGAACUGGAACUGGCUAGGAAAGGCUUGAACAAGGGUGUAGUGGGUGGAUUUUCUUUGUUAUUUGCUGGCCUUGUUGGUCUAUUGGGUGUGUUAAUUGGCUACCUCAUCAAGAGAUCAUAGAGAGGAGAUGGAUACUAUUCAUUUACUUCGGUGUUGGCUUCAACAACUGCAGCGUUCCAUUUUUAUUUUAAUUUUAGAAACUCUUCAUUUGAACAAUCUAAUCAUUUCAUUUGUAUAUUAUUUAACAAUCUCAGCGGUGCCUCCAUGUAUUUGAGAAUAUGAUAUCUUAUUAGUUUAGUAUCAGAUUUAGCUUAUAAUUUGACAACUGUUACUCCCUUUUUUCAAACUUGUAAUUGCACUUUGCUAUGUUAUUCUACCUUCUUGAGC